This is a messenger RNA of Emericellopsis cladophorae, 3489 nucleotides long. RefSeq lists its product as uncharacterized. Gene Ontology annotation, biological process: fungal-type cell wall biogenesis; protein phosphorylation; signal transduction. The transcript has 2 exons. Gene Ontology annotation, molecular function: ATP binding; diacylglycerol-dependent serine/threonine kinase activity. The coding region runs from base 1 to 3489 and encodes 1162 amino acids. Lineage: Eukaryota; Fungi; Ascomycota; Sordariomycetes; Hypocreales; Bionectriaceae. The record is from RefSeq and is a predicted model, not a curated record.
AUGAAUGAGGAAGAAGCGAUUCAGACCAUUCACAAGAAGAUCGAGCGCGAAAAGGCCCUUAUCAACGCCGCCAAUGCUAUGCGUGCCCAGACCAACAACGAAGCCGUCCGCUCCCGUCUCGACAGCCAGAUCCGCGACGGUCGUCGCAACGUCGGCUUCUUCGAAGAGAAACUGCGCGACAUCCAGGUGCGCCGCGCGAGCUCGGCCAUGGACCGCAUGUCGCUCAGCGGUCCGAGUGGACGAGAUGGAGAGUCUGCCCCCGCGCCGCCGCCCAAGGAUGCUUCGGGCUAUGGGGAUCGCGGGAACUAUGGCGAGGCCAACUACAGCCAAAUUGGGCAACAUGGCGACCUCAUGCCACCCCGUCACCCGUAUGCGCCCCCAGCGCCGGGCAGCGGCAUGCCCAAGGCCAGGCCCAACUUCACCAAGCUGGACCUCAUUAAAUACGACAACCCAUACCUGGGCCCUCGCAUCCAGCUGAUGCUGUCCCAGCUCCAGUUCAAGCUCAACGUUGAGGAGCAGUACCUCAAGGGUGUCGAGAAAAUGGUGCAACUGUACGGCAUGGAUGGCGAUCGCAAGAGCAAGGCGGAUGCGGCUGCAAGGAGAGUGGAGAGCAAGCAGAAGAUUGUUCUCUUGAAACAGGCGCUCAAGGGAUACGAGGAGCUGCACAUUGACAUGGACUCGAGCGACAACCAGGACGACGACUCGAUCAACAUGCCCAACAUCCGCAAGCCGCUGAGCGGUCAGCUUGCCAUCCGCGUCAUGGCCGUCAAGGAUGUUGACCACGCGACCACCGGACGAUUCGCCCGCGGUCCCGAGACCUUUGUGGCGGUCAAAGUGGAAGACACCGUCAUGGCGCGGACACGAGUGUCACGUACCGAUCGUUGGGAAGCCGAGUACCAUACCAUUGACGUGGACAAGGCCAAUGAGAUUGAGCUGACCGUGUAUGACAAACCAGGGGAGCACCCGCUGCCCAUCGGCCUGCUUUGGGUCAGGAUAUCGGACAUUGUCGAGGAGAUGCGUCGCAAGAGGAUAGAAGCGGAGAUGAAUAGUUCUGGCUGGGUCUCUGCCGACAGAAUGGGCAACUCGGGAGCAGGCCCUAGCGCCCCGUCGCAAUUCCCCAUGAGCCCCUCAGCCGGAUCGUUUGCUGGCGCAGGAGGUCCUCAGUCCCCCGGCGCUGGUCCUCCAGGCAGCGCCGCCUACGGUGCUCCGGGGCCGCAGCCACAAGUCGUCACUGGACCGAUCGAUGGCUGGUUCAACCUCGAGCCAGCUGGACAGAUUCAGCUGCAGAUGAGCUUUGUCAAGACAAAUGCGGACCGCCGUCCAGUCGAUCUCGGUCUCGGCAGAAAGGGCGCCGUCCGCCAGCGCAAAGAGGAGGUGCACGAGAUGUACGGCCACAAGUUCGUCCAGCACCAGUUCUACAACAUUAUGCGCUGCGCGCUGUGCGGAGACUUCCUCAAGUACUCGGCUGGUAUGCAGUGCGAGGAUUGCAAGUACACCUGUCACACAAAAUGCUAUACCAGCGUUGUGACAAAGUGCAUCAGCAAGAGCAACGCGGAGACGGACCCGGACGAGGAGAAGAUCAACCAUCGCAUUCCUCAUCGCUUCAACCCCUAUUCAAACAUGACUGCCAACUGGUGCUGCCACUGUGGUUAUAUCCUGCCCUUUGGCAAGAAGAAUUGCCGGAAGUGCUCCGAGUGCGGUCUUACCUCUCACGCGCAGUGCGUGCACCUCGUUCCCGACUUUUGCGGCAUGUCCAUGGCUGUCGCAAACCAGAUCCUCGAGGGUAUCCGAGUUCAGAAGAAGAGACAGGCCAACGCCACCUCCAUGACCGAGCGUACACUGCGGCCAGGCAAAGCCAGUCCUACGAACACGCACUCUCCCUCACCGUCGUACUCGGGCUCGACAACGGGUGGCUAUGCGCCGCCACCAUCGUCAGAGGCCGCUGAAGCCGCCAAGGUCAUGUACAGCCAGCCUCAAUCCCAGCAGAGGCCACCCGGGCCGGAUCGCACGUCGAGCUCCGCGGCAGCCGCGGCAGCAUCAGCGGCAAUGUACUCGCCACAGAGCCAGCAGCAGCCACAGCGCCCUGUGCAACAGCCGAUGCACAGCUAUGACUCUCCAGCGCGGCCUGACGAUGUCCAUGCGCCAACUGACCUCGGACAGCAGCAGCAGCGCAAGUACAACCCCCAGGACUAUGCCAACGUCCACCAGGGCUAUGCCAGUCCGCCGCCACAGCAGCCUCAGCCUCAGCCUCAGCCUCAGCCUCAGCCUCAGCCCGUGCAGCCGCAGCGACCUCCUCCCCAACAGGUCCAGCCCACGCCGCCGCCUCAACAGCAGCCCCCGGCGCCCGCGCAAUCACCGCAAACCGCGUAUCCUCCGUCGUUCCCCGCCCCGUCGCCCACUGGCACGGAGCCCGCGGGGGCACCGCUCCAGAUCACUGGUCCCAAUCAGUUAUCGACGCAGCGCAAACCGUUGCCCUUGGCCACUGAUGCCGGCACUGGCAAGCGCAUCGGUCUCGACCACUUCAACUUUCUCGCAGUCUUGGGUAAGGGUAACUUCGGAAAGGUCAUGCUGGCCGAGACGAAGCGCUCGCGGCGACUCUUCGCCAUCAAAGUGCUCAAGAAGGAGUUCAUCAUUGAGCAUGAUGAGGUGGAAAGCAUCCGCUCCGAGAAGCGCGUGUUCCUGGUAGCCAACCGCGAGAGGCAUCCAUUCCUGACUAACCUGCACGCUUGCUUCCAAACCGAGACCCGUGUCUAUUUCGUCAUGGAGUACAUUAGCGGUGGUGAUCUCAUGUGGCAUAUUCAGAGGGGUCAGUUUGGCACAAAGCGAGCGCAGUUUUACGCGGCCGAGGUGUGCUUGGCCCUCAAGUACUUCCACGAGAACGGCGUCAUCUACCGUGACUUGAAGCUUGACAACAUUCUCCUUACGCUAGACGGCCACAUCAAGAUUGCCGACUACGGUCUCUGCAAGGAGGACAUGUGGUACCGCUCCACGACGAGCACGUUCUGCGGCACGCCCGAAUUCAUGGCCCCCGAGAUCCUUCUGGACAAGAAGUAUGGCCGAGCGGUCGACUGGUGGGCGUUUGGUGUCCUCAUCUACCAGAUGCUGCUGCAGCAGUCACCGUUCCGAGGCGAAGACGAGGACGAGAUCUACGACGCGAUUCUCGCUGACGAGCCUCUCUACCCGAUCCAUAUGCCUAGAGACUCUGUGUCGAUCCUGCAGAAGCUCCUGACCCGCGAGGUGGACCAGCGUCUGGGCAGUGGGCCGACAGAUGCGCAGGAGAUCAUGUCCCAGCCGUUCUUCCGCAACAUCAACUGGGAGGACAUUUACCACAAGCGCGUGGCGCCGCCCUUCCUGCCGCAAAUCAAGAGCGCCACAGACACGAGCAACUUUGACUCUGAAUUCACGAGCGUGACGCCUGUUCUGACACCCGUUCAGUCUGCCAUGCAGGAAGAAUUCCGGGGCUUCUCGUAUACUGGAGACUUUGAUUAG